CGGUCGGAACGGAUUUAUUGGCCCGAAAGAAAUUCAAAUCAACGAAAGUGGUUAACAACAAAGUUAAGCGUGACCGUGGCCAAUGAAGUGAGGAGUAAACAAAUAAAAGAAGGAGGGGGGUUGUCGUUGUUAUUCCUCUGUCAUUCUAGUGGGGUGUUUGAUAGUUUAUUGCCAUACCGUACCCACUCACCAAAAAAAGGUCAAUAACAAAUAGUAAUAAUAAAGCAAAAGUGGAAAUGGAAAUGGAAGAAGGAAAAAAGUGCAACCAAUAAUACAAAAUUAAAGAGGAUAGAAAAACAAUAACAACAACAACGGCCACAAUCGACAGCCACCUUGGAGGUGGCUAACAAAAUAUUUCACUACAUAUUGGCAAGGCAAUACCAUUAAACAUAAUUAAGUGUGUGUGUGUUUGGCAAGUGUGCCUGAAAACCUAAAAGUGUAUUCGAACGUUUUAAUUUGUGUUGUUGGUUUGUUUGUUUUAGUGCUUUACUUCGCUGAGGGAAAUGGGAGCGAUUCCCCUCCUAUUAAGGAAAUGUUAAUGUCGCUGGGAAAUGAAAAGUUAUUGAAAAUGUUUUAGUUACCCACUUCAGUAAAUGGAAUAAAUGAAUAAAUGAAAAUACACGCAACUCCGAAAAAAUCAGUGAAAAAGGAAAAACAGAAGAAAAUAACAAAAACAAAAAAACAAACCAUGUGAUUUCACAAAAAACUGAUGAUGACACACAAAACUUCAAUGUGAAUUCCCAUUUUUUUGGCGUUACGUACACACAUACAUACGUAUAUCGUACAUCUAAAAUAUGCUAUCAUACCCAUGUGUACUAUGCUAAAACGAAAUCUUCAAAACUUAAAUAUAUAUUGACAAACGACCAGCUAGAAAAUCCAUAUUUGGAUAAAAGCCAACAAAAUUUGCUGCACCCCAAAACCUGAGAAGAAUUCUUGUCAUCUGCCCCUACUGCCGCUGCCACAAAGAUGGCCCCAACAAGCUUUCUUAUGGACUCAUUCUCAAAUGGCAAUGGUGCCCGUCUGACAUUGGGCUCUGCCGUCUUAGUCUAUUUGAUUGCCUACAAUGAAACGACGGCACCGUGUGUGGUUUUGGCCACCAUUGCGGCCACAAUUUAUGCAGCUUUGGCGGCACGCUGUAAAACAAGUCUGAGAUCCCUACAGAUGCCUUAUAUACGGGCCAGCAAUAAAUUUGACUUCGGUUGCCUUUUUCUGGCCACUUGGAUGGAAAUGUUGUCGGUGUUGUGUGCCUGCGGGGCAUUGACGCGUACGUUGAGCAUGUGUUUGGAUGCCAUGACUGGCGGUUUAGCACGUAUCAUGAUUUUAGGCCGCAAUUCACCAGCCAACGAACCCUGGCCAGAUGUCUUGGGAGUAGCUGUGGUGUUUCUGGUGACGGGCAUGUUUAUGCUAGGCCUAGAGCAUUCAAAGGCUUUCAGUUUUAUAAUGGCAUUGGCCAUGUUCGGCUUGAAUGCCAUUUUAAGUGCCGUUGGCUGGUGGAAUGGCGAUGCUAUCGCCUGGCAUGAGACUCUAUUGCAGCCGAGUGGUUUCAAAAGUUUACUUACCGCCACUGCCUUAUUGACGUUUUCCUUUCCCGUGGAAUGUCCAAGCCCCAAGACCGGUUGGAAACGGUUCACAGGAUUAUUUAUGAUCCUCUUUGUGACGAUAUCACUGCUAUUGGCUUCCGGUUGUUUAACCACAAUAUUGCACUACAAACCCAUAGAGGAAUAUGCAGCCGUCCCAUUGUUUCACAUUUUGGAUGAAAACAAUUUCCAUAAAUUAGUACCCGCAGCUGCCUGUAUGUUAAUGUUAACAGUAACCGGUGCCUUUUUAGAGCUAUUUCCGGAACUAUAUCGUAUUAUAGUACGUUUUGCCACAUCGGAAUGGCGGAUAUUGACGAAGCAGAUUGCCUAUGAAAGUUCGGAAAGUGGUAAUCCGGUGUUGGCGGUUUUUAUAGCGGGAAGCCUUUGUGCCAUGUUGGCAUUUGCUUGCCCCCUGCAAAAUCUCUCCUAUAUGCUGGCCGCCAGUCAUUUGUGUGCGGUGUUCUUCCGAGCUUUCUAUUUGCUCUACACGCCCUUCCGUCCAAAAUUUAUAUUACAGUGUAACACAGAUUCUUCAUUAUCAUAUAGCCGACUGAAUACCGAACCCAUCACCCAUAGUUCUUCGUCGGCCCGCCUAAAGCGCAGCCUCUGGAACUUGAGUGUUGGCAAACAGGCUCCAAAUAAAAAACCCAAAGCAAAAUCAAAAAAUAAACAAGAAGUGGAGAAGGAGUGGUUACUUUUGGGUGAGCCAACAUCACCCUGCCCCCAAAGGGAGACCAAAGAUGUUGAGUCCACGAUAUUAUCCGAUGGAGAGCCUCCGCCCUCGGAUUUCGAGUACCCGGAUAAAUUUGAUAACAGCGAUUCGGAUACAUCAACGGAUAUUGAUGCCAUUGUCGAUGAGUACCGCCAAAAGGUUAAAGUGGCCACAGCCGGUCCAUUGGACAGAACGGCUCGCAUACCCACAGUCUCUUCGUGGCGUGUCACCAUAUUUGCAAUUGUGGUUGUGUUUUUGGGUGUAGCUUUAAGUUUGGCCGGCAUUUUUAUGCAUUGGGCGCCAGCGGCAUUCACGGGGUCAAUAGGUGUCUUCAUAAUAAGCCUCAUGAUGCCGCUAAUACCCAAAUACACGGGCAGUGUAGUCAAUGUCAGUCCCGUUAUUUGCUGUUCGGCCAUUUUUAUUGGCUGUAUUCUCUUCGCUUCUUGUGCUCAAUAUUCAUGGCCUGCGAUUUUAUUUUGGAUUGUAGCUGGCCUCAUCAUGUUAAUACGUUGUGAUAAUAUUUGUUGUGAUUGUCUGAAUCAAGAUCGCGGUGGGUCAUUAAAUGAACAACUCUUACCUAGUGUCACACCCGGAUCCACAGCUGCUUCCGCAGGGACGACAACAAUUCGUAUGCCACGACCACCCAAGGGCUUCAUCACAAUACCGACACACAUCAAUGCACCGAGAUGACAUUCGGAGUCCUCUGAGGGUGAAGAUUUGUUCAACGAGGACUUUAAUAUUCGUGAUUUUGAAGAGGGCGAUGAGGAUGGGGAUCCUAAUGGAGAUUGGACUGAAUGAUGGUAAUUGCGAGUGGAGUGUUAACCAACAAGCUAGUUAGAAAUUCAAAAUAUUUACGAAAAUCAGCUUUUUUACUCGUUACUAAGAUGCCUGAUGCUAUAGCAUGAAUGGGAGUGGAAGUUUUUGCAAGCAACAAAAUUGAAGAAACUAUUUUUAUAUAGCCUAGAGGACUAUUGAAAUUUAGGAACAAAAAAAAAUAAAAUUAUUUUUGUUUUUGAAAUUAUUACAGCAAUCAAUUAAAAAAAAAGCAAUUUAAAAUUUUGAAUAUUUUUUUUUUCUUAAAUUCUAAUUAAAAUAAUUAUUACCAAAUAUGAAUGGAGACUUUAUACGGGCUUUACUUAGUCUUUAAGAUGUUUAUUAAAGUUGUCAAAGAAAUCAAAUUGAAAAAGAAACAAAAACAACAACAACAAACGAAAGUAUUAUGUUUUCAAAUAAAAAUGUCGAAGAAUAAAACAAAUUUGAA
Molecule: messenger RNA, 3550 nt
Organism: Musca domestica (house fly)
Lineage: Eukaryota; Metazoa; Arthropoda; Insecta; Diptera; Muscidae
Exons: 11
Coding region: 967-2979 (670 amino acids)
Biological process (GO): amino acid transport
Cellular component (GO): plasma membrane
Molecular function (GO): amino acid transmembrane transporter activity
Source: RefSeq, a predicted model, not a curated record